Molecule: messenger RNA, 1977 nt
Organism: Tachysurus fulvidraco (yellow catfish)
Lineage: Eukaryota; Metazoa; Chordata; Actinopteri; Siluriformes; Bagridae
Gene: pknox1.2
Product: pbx/knotted 1 homeobox 1.2
Exons: 12
Coding region: 170-1612 (480 amino acids)
Biological process (GO): regulation of transcription by RNA polymerase II; angiogenesis
Molecular function (GO): DNA-binding transcription factor activity, RNA polymerase II-specific; RNA polymerase II cis-regulatory region sequence-specific DNA binding
Source: RefSeq, a predicted model, not a curated record
CUUCAUGAAUAUUCAUGAGCUGAGCGGCCUGCGUGCCUUACGUGGUGACGCAAUGCAACAACUGCGGGUCCCGAUUGCUGCAGCCGCUUGUCAUUGUGACGAAGAUUGGCACUAAGUUGUGAAAGUCUGGCGUUAGAAUGCUCCAGCGUUGCCAGUAGCAACAGUAACUAUGAUGACGUCGCCAUCGUCGGUGUCCAUGGAGGAGUUUCAGGAGACUCAACAGAUGCAGGAGGAGGAGCACUCAGUGGGAGAGACAGAUGAAAGGUUGGAGGAGGAAGAAGAGCGAGAGGAGGAGGAGGAGGAGGAGGAGGAGAGUGUCCCAGUGCCAGCUGACCCCCAGACACCCAUGGAGGCCCAAAAAGCCGCUAUUUACAGGCAUCCCCUGUUCCCCCUGCUGGCACUUUUGUUUGAGAAGUGCGAGCAGUCUACGCAGCGCUCCGAGUGUGUCACUUCGGCCAGCUUCGACAUGGACAUCCAAAACUUUGUGCGGAGUCAGGACAAGGAGAACAAGUCCUUCUUCAGCGAAGACCCCGAGCUCGACAACCUGAUGGUGAAGGCCAUACAGGUGUUGCGUAUCCACCUGCUGGAGCUGGAGAAAGUGAGCGACCUGUGUAAAGACUUCUGCAGUCGCUAUAUCGCCUGCCUGAAGACUAAGAUGAACAGCGAGACUCUACUGAGCAGCACCGAUCCGGCGAGUUCGUACUCACCUACACAGGCUCAGACUCCUAGCUCCUUUGCUGGGACUGUGAGUCCACAGGGGAUCGUACUGCCAACAUCCGCAUUACAACAAGGCAGCCUUACUGUGACGGCGGUAAACCCCACACAGGUGGUGUCAGGUGGCACAGUCUAUCAGCCUGUAACUGUUGUGACUCCUCAAGGCCAGGUGGUUACCCAGGCCAUCUCACCUGGCACAAUACGCAUCCAGAACUCACAGCUUCAGUUGCAGCUGAACCAGGACCUCAGCUUCCUGAGUCAAGAUGAAAACUCGUCCAAGACCAAACGAGGCAUUCUGCCCAAGCACGCCACCAGCGUCAUGCGUUCUUGGCUCUUCCAACACAUCGGGCAUCCAUAUCCUACAGAAGAGGAGAAGAAGCAGAUUGCACUGCAGACUAAUCUCACCCUGCUGCAAGUCAACAACUGGUUCAUAAACGCGCGAAGGCGAAUCUUGCAGCCGAUGUUAGAUGCCAGCUCAUCUGAGGCACCCAAGAACAAAAAGAAAACACCACAGACUCGUCCACUUCAGCGCUUCUGGCCAGACUCCCUCGCAUCCUCGGUCUCCCAGCAACAGGUUACCAUGGAAGAUGGUACCAUGGUAUCAGUGAGCAUGGUAGGAGAGGACGGGCUGCAGACACUGUCGUCUGACGGAGCCACGCUGGCCAUGCAGCAAGUGAUGAUGGGAGGCCACAGCGAGGAUGAUGAAGAUGACAAUGAAGAAGAUGAAGAGGACAAUCUAUCCCACUCUGACAUGACCAGGCUAGGUCUGGAAACCAGCGACUCACUCCAUGAACCGAGCUCGCUGCUCCAACCAACUUCCACACCGAGGCUUGACAGGCCAAUGGACCACCACUGUCCCCCUACCACCAAGCACAUUUGUUUCAGUCAUUUUAAUUAAUUGUACAGAAAUGUUUCAGUAAAUUGGUGUUGUAAAUGUAAAUGUUUCCAGAGAAUCUGUGACUAGAAUUUUUGCAGAUGACAGAUGUCUUAAAAAGUAAUGAAAUAAAAAUUCAAAGACCCAAAAAAGACACACACACACACACCCCCCCCAAGACAAAUGACUGUAUAUUUGUAAAUUAUAAUUUUUUUUUAAGGAAACCCACUGGUUAUUAAGAACCUUCAGGAACCUAUAAAAGUUCUUCUGAAAACUGUUGCUUCUGUAUCUGCAUGGCAACAUCCAUUAUUUUGAUUGUUCUUGCGUAUCUUCUUUUUCCCAGAAAGUAAACAUAAUCUAAUUUAAUUCUAAUAAAAAUCUGUAUUGUA